This is a messenger RNA of Fusarium redolens, 923 nucleotides long. RefSeq lists its product as uncharacterized. The transcript has a single exon. Lineage: Eukaryota; Fungi; Ascomycota; Sordariomycetes; Hypocreales; Nectriaceae. The annotation marks the transcript as partial. The record is from RefSeq and is a predicted model, not a curated record.
CGGGUAAUAUAUACAUAUAGGUAAAGGGCAGUGAGUUAUUGCCGAUACAUUAUCAAUUUGCUUUAGGAUUGUGACUAACUACAAAUAUAUCAGCAUAUUCCCAACUAGAUGGUCUGCCAGACGCGUUCCAUAUCAUGUAGUGUGCAGCCCUGACCCAAUUCAAUGUGGGAAAGGCUUGGUGGAGAUCACGAAGCCCCUUUUGAGGCGAAACGCCGUAUGAAAUCUCCGUCGAGAUGGGUGCGACUUUCAGUCCACUUCUCCACACCUCAUCCGAAUCUCGCACUAUGGCCAAGCUCUUCUAUCGAGUUCAGCUGCCAUGCCGCCGCAUGGACGACGAAGAAGAAGCCAUGUUACAUCGCACACCAGACAAAGCAGAAUUUUACAAAGAGUAGAAAUAUCCAGUCCGUAAGUUAAACUUCAGUCAACACCAUGAUUUCAGAAAAAAAGCCUAAUAGAAACAUGAGAGUUAUUGCUUUGAAUCAGAAGUAAUGACGACACUGGCGUUUCGAAUCUUGAACGGAAGAAUAAAUCGAGGCAAUAUGCGCAUCUCCCUAUGGAAGGAAAUGCUUUGGCUUGUUUCUUUUUGAAAAGCAAAGGCUAUACUCCGUAGUUUUGAGGUGCCGCCAUUGUAAUUCGAGAUAAAGAAGUGAGGACAAUACGGGCGUUUUCCGCAAGGAUAAAAAUGGGUCGCUCUCUAAACCAUGGCUGUUGAGUCUAUCGUAAUUCUUAAGCCUAUGUACAAGCUUAAAAUAAACAGAAAAUCACUACACUCUUUAUAGUGUUGGUGUCAUUUGAGUGUUGAAUAAGCCAUGUCCCAUCGGCGGCUUUAGGGUGGACGUGCAAGGUUGAUGCACUGCCUCAUUAAGCGACCAUGUUUAAAAGCCAGAGCAACUUCCUCCUUCACAUUCAUUCUUAUUCUUACU